Cololabis saira (Pacific saury) is the source of this 4621-nucleotide messenger RNA. It is a transcript of the gene cngb1a, whose product is annotated as cyclic nucleotide gated channel subunit beta 1a. The record is from RefSeq and is a predicted model, not a curated record. Bases 82 to 3825 code for a protein of 1247 amino acids. NCBI's taxonomy places the organism in Eukaryota, Metazoa, Chordata, Actinopteri, Beloniformes, Belonidae. Gene Ontology annotation, molecular function: protein-containing complex binding; intracellularly cAMP-activated cation channel activity; cGMP binding. The transcript has 37 exons. Gene Ontology annotation, cellular component: intracellular cyclic nucleotide activated cation channel complex; photoreceptor outer segment; plasma membrane. Gene Ontology annotation, biological process: monoatomic cation transmembrane transport; retina homeostasis.
UUCCACAGCACUCAGAUCCCUGCAGGUCUUCCUCAGCGCAGCUCUGUGGGAUGCUGCUGGACCCUGACUGAACUACUCAGGAUGUUGAACUGGGUAGUCAAAGUCGUUCCUCAGCCGCCCGAGCCUCCAACCAAAAAGGCUGACGAUCCGAAGGAGGAGAAAAAAGAUGUGACCCCACCCCCUGUGCCAGCUCCAUCCCCUGCUCCUGAGAAGAAAGUGACGUUUCAAGACGAGUGCAAAAAUGAGGCUCCAAAGGCGGACAACCCCAAGCAGGAGGCACCAGCUCCUGCAGGAAAUGGGCCGGUGCCGAGCUGUCAGGCCGGGGUGCUGACGUGGAUCAGCAGUGCUCUCCCCCAUCCCACCGUCCCCCCCAACCUGACCCGGGCCAACUCCACCACCAAGGAGGAAGCUGCAACAUCCAGUAAACCUGAAGACGAAAAAGGGAUGAUCGCCUGGAUCUCUCACGGUUUGGAGAAAGUCGUUCCUCAGCCCGAGUUGAGGAGCAAAGAGUCGCCGCCCCCUGAGCCUCAGGCCGAGGUCCGCCCAGCAGCUCCUCCAGCAGCUCCUCCUCCUGCUCCUGCUCCUGCUCCUGCUCCUGCUGCUCCUAAACCACCCACCGUGACGGAGCCUGAGAAUGAAGCAGAAACCACCAAACAACCAAAUAUGAUGGGAUGGAUCGUGAACGGCUUCAGCAGCAUGUUGCCUCAGCCUGUACCCAAGCUAGACACGGGAGGCGACGAGGUCCAGAAUGUCAGCAUCAUUCAGAAGAAGACCGACCUGGUGCUCGAGGACGUGGAGCAGGAGGCCAAACAGGAGAAAGAGCCUCCGAACAAAGAGACCCAGCUCCCGAAGAAGGAGACUGAUGACGCAGUGGAUCAACUGACUCCUAUGGUGGCCAGCAUCAAGAAGGAAGCUGGAGAAGCUGUCCUAGCUCAAAUGGAGGAAAGGCUGCAGAAGGAGCGUCUGGAGGCGGCCCGAGUUGCUGAGGACAUGGCCAGGAAGGCAGCAGCAGAGGCAGUCCGACAGCUGGAGGUGGAGCAUGCAGCUAAGAUUGUCAUAGAAACGAUACCAGAGGCCAAUGAGCAAUUGCCCAACAUCCUGGAGGAGGAGAACGAGGAUGAUCCUGAGUUGCAAAACCUGCAGGAAGACAGUGAAGACAAUAAUCUGGAGGAUAACAAAGUAAUGGAGGAGGAUACAAACAGCACUGUUGAGAAACAGAAAACGAUUGAGUGUAUGGUGGACGUCUGCACGGCCGAAGACGUUCCUGAAGAAAGGACAGAGUCUCCUCCAGAGGUAACGGAAUCAGAACCAGCAGCAAAACUCACGCCGUCGUCUACAGACGUAGAGCCGGCGUCAGAGAGGAGGGACCUGGAGAGUCCGGUCACCCAGCAACCAGAAAAGGCCCAGGCCUCUGAGCACUCCGAGCCCUCGGAGCCCUCGGAGCCCGCUGAGCCCUCUGAGCAGACCAGCACAGCACCUUCAGAAGAAGAUCCUGGAUGUGGAGAGAGCGGCAGUAAAGAUGUGGCUGAAGCUUCGCUGCUCCAGGUGGAGGGCCGGAACAUCCCACAAAUUAUCACCACCCCAGAACCGGAGGCCAACCUUCUGAUUGUGCCAGCGCUCAGCCGUGUGGGUGAUGUGUCUGAGGAUGAUGAGGAGCUGGUGAAGGCCAGUCAGGGAGAUCUGCUGACUGCUGACGAUGAGCUGCGUCCUCAGUCCGCCGCCAGCGUCUGCAGCUUUGUGGUGCACGAGCGUCUGAGCGAGCUCGUCAAGCUCUUCAAAGGUCGGACGGAAUAUCAGAAAGACCGGCUGGUGGACGCUGAUGAGUCCGAAGAGGAGAGCCCCAAACCCUCCCCAGCCAAAGCUCCACCAGCGCCUCCACCUCCACCUCCACCGCCAGCAGGAGAGGAGGAGAAGGACGCACCUGAGGAAGCAGCAGAGGAAGAGGAGAAGAAGGAAGAGGAGCCCCUGUUAGAAUUUAUGGGCUAUAAAGUGAAAAUUCCCAAACUGCCCAAACUUCCACCGUUGCCCGGCUGGCUGAGAGCCAUCCUGGAGUAUCGCUUCCCCUCCAGCAUCGACCCGUUCACUGAUCUGAUCUACGUCCUCUGGCUGUUCUGCGUGGUGAUGGCGUGGAACUGGAAUGUGUGGUUGAUCCCAGUGCGCUGGGCAUUCCCCUAUCAGACAGACGAGAACGUCCACCUGUGGCUGCUGGCCGACUACACGUGUGACUUCAUCUACAUUCUCGACAUCCUGGUCUUCCAGCCCAGACUGCAGUUUGUCCGCGGAGGAGACAUUGUGAGCACUAAGAAAGACAUGAGAGAAAAUUACAUGACCACCGAGAGGUUCAAGAUGGACGUCAUCAGUCUGUUUCCCAUGGAUGUCUUCUACGUCUUCACUGGAGUGAACUCUCUGCUGAGGUUCCCUCGUCUGCUGAAGUACAUGGCUUUCUUUGAGUUCAACGACAGGAUGGAAGCUGUGAUGAAGAAAGCCUACAUCUACAGGGUGCUCCGGACCUCCACCUACCUGCUGUACUCUCUCCACAUCAACGCCUGUCUCUUCUACUGGGGCUCUGACUAUGAGGGACUGGGAUCCACCAAGUGGGUCUACAAUGGAAAAGGAAACGCUUACAUCCGAUGUUACUACUUUGCUGUGAAGACGCUCAUCACCAUCGGAGGCCUGCCGGACCCCACCACCGUCUUUGAGAUCACCUUCCAGCUCAUCAACUACUUCGUUGGCGUAUUUGCUUUCUCCAUCAUGAUCGGUCAGAUGAGGGACGUUGUCGGAGCAGCAACAGCAGGAGAGAACUACUACCGGGCUUGUAUGGACAGCACCGUCAAGUACAUGAACUCCUACCACAUCCCGAAGGAUGUCCAGAACCGGAUCAAGACCUGGUUUGACUACACCUGGAAGAUCCAAGGCAUGCUGGAUGAGCAGGAGCUCCUGGUCCAGCUUCCUGACAAGAUGAGGCUGGACAUCGCCGUGGAUGUCAACUACUCCAUUGUCAGCAAAGUGGCCCUGUUUCAGGGCUGUGACAGGCAGAUGGUGUUUGACAUGCUGACGAGGCUCAAGUCCGUCGUGUACCUGCCUGGAGACUUUGUCUGUAAAAAGGGAGAGAUCGGCAGGGAGAUGUACAUCAUCAAGCAGGGGGAGGUCCAGGUGGUGGGCGGUCCCGACCUGCAGACGGUGUUCGUCACCAUCAGAGCCGGCUCUGUGUUCGGUGAGAUCAGUCUGCUGGCAGGAGGUGGAGGGAACCGUCGUACGGCCAACGUGAAGGCCCAUGGAUUCGCCAACCUCUUCAUUCUUGACAAGAAAGACCUGGCUGAGAUCCUGGUUCAUUACCCCGAGUCCCAGAAACUCCUGCGCAAGAAGGCCAAGACGAUGCUGACGAAAGACGCCAAGCCUGAAGUGGCGGCGGGUAAGGAGCAGCCGGAGGUGAUCCCGCCCAGACCUGACACACCGGAAAUGUUCAAGGCAGCUCUGAAGGUGACGGAGCAGGCCGGCAUCGAGGGAACCUUCGCCAAGCUGAAGAAGGCCUACAAGCCGUUUGAGGAGGGAGGAGAGGAGGAGGCACAGGGUCCUACCCGCAUCUCUCCCAUGCCGCCUCCAUCCCCGAUGCACCGGCGCUCCCCGGUACCCCGGACCCUGGAGCCGGAGGACGGAGACGAGGCCGUGGCGGAGACGGCGGACAGUUCCGUCAUCAUCAGGAUGACGCCACGGCAUAAAGGAGAGGAGCUUCUGUCCGUGGAGGUGUCACCAAGGGAGGGAGAGGAGGCCAAGAAGGAGGAGCAGAAGGAGAAGAAGAAGAAGAAGGAGAAGAAGAAGAAAUGAGGCGACAGGAAACUGCUAUCGUCCAUCUGCUUAGGUUUUGGGACAGAGUGAAAGCAAAGGACCGUUCUCCUCCUCCUGUUUGUCCUUUCUUUCCCAGCAUCCCUUUCUCCUCUCAGCUGGCUUCUCCGACUGUGACUCUGGCUGUAAGAAAACCUUGGCAUUACUGACUCAUGUAGAUUAUAACGCUGCAAGCUCCACCGGGCUACAGUGAGGACAUUUUCCCAGAGUUCCUAGCUUCAGCAGUGUCCAUCACUGAGAUAAUUAGAGUCUGGCAGCAUGCUCGUGGUCAGUAGAGAUGAUGUUUGAUGAUUUGUUCACCUUUCUCGUGUAAAUAUGAAAGCUUCUCACAUGCCGCUGGUCUGACCGGUAGCGUGUGAUGAUCCACGUGUUUCCGCUGCGAUCCAGCCCAUAACCCUCAGGGGGUUGACCCACUAGAGUUGGUCAUCUGGGACAAUCCAAAGACACUUUUACAGUUUUUAACUCAGUCAGGUAUGACAAAACUUUAACCAAGCUUUUUUGCAAAACAAAACUCCUUUCUCAUUCAUCCCAGUCCCAUUUCCAUACCCUGGCUCUACCCGGUACACAAUUAGGACCAUUUAUCAUAAAAUCACUGACCAAAUUGGGACCAGUUUGGCUUAAGGCUUUGCUCCCACUAUGGGAGAUUUUACCUGCCAUUGUUUAUGUAAUAAUUGCUCGGGGGUUCAUGUUUAUGUUCAUGUUCUGGGUCUCUGGAAAGCGUCUAGAGAUAACAUCUGUUGUAUUAGACGCUAUAUAAAUAAAAUUGAAUUGAAUUGAA